GGGCCUGGCCCGGCCGGAAAGGUCAGGGCUAUAAAUAGCGGGGGGCGCCGAUAGGGCAGGUCCCCCCCGUGUCCCCAUGGCCGCGCUGGACAUUGUCCGAGCGGGCGGCCGCGGCCUGGAUCGCCGCCUGGACCGCGUGUCGGGCCAGGCGCUGCUGGCCGGGCUGCGGGCGGCCGGAGCCGUGUCCGAGCCCGAGGUGGCCGCGCUCGGCCGGCCGGACAGCGGGGGCUGGGCGCGGCGACUCCGCGCUCUGGCCGCGGCCAAGGGCGACCGGACGUGCCGGGCGCUGCUGACCGUCCUGGAGGGGCUGGAGGGGCCGCCCCGGCCGGGGCCCUUCGAUUUUUACGACCCCCAGCGCGACUCCGCCCCCGCGCACCGCUGGGACUGCGCCUGCUGCCACCCCGAGGAGGAGGAGGAGGGAGCCAGGGGCCGGGAGGAAGGCCCCGAGGAGGAGGAGGAGGAGGGAGAGCCCAAAAAUGAGGAAGAAAACCCCGAGGAGGAGGAGGGAGAACCCAAAAAUGACGAUGAAGGCCCCGAGGAUGAUGAAGGUGGAGGUGAUGAAGGUCCCGAGGAUGAAGAUGGAGGUGAUGAAGGCCCUGGUGAUGAUGAAGGUGGAGGUGAUGAAGGUCCCGAUGAAGAUGACGGCCCUGAGGAUGAUGAAGGUGGAGGUGAUGAAGGCCCCGAGGAUGAUGAAGGUGGAGGUGAUGAAGGCCCCGAGGAUGCUGAAGGUGAUGAAGGCCCCGAGGAUGAUGAAGGUGGAGGUGAUGAAGGCCCCGAGGAUGAUGAAGGUGGAGGUGAUGAAGGCCCCGAGGAUGAUGAAGGUGAUGAAGGCCCCGAGGAUGAUGAAGGUGGAGGAGGGGAUGAAGAUUAAAGGGAGGGGCUGAGGAGGAGGAGGAGGGUGGGGAGGAAGGUGAUGGUGGUGAUGAUGAUGAUGAAGAAUUUUGGGUCAAAAAAAGCCCAAAUUGGAGCUUUGGACCUCCAUGAGGAUGAUGAUGAGGAUGAAGAUGAAGAUGAGGAGGAAUUUUGGGUCAAAAAAUGCCCAAAAUGGACCCUUGGUCCUCCAUCAUGAUGAAGAUGAAGAUGGUCUCCAUGAUGAUGAUGAAGAUGAAGAAUUUUGGGUCAAAAAAAGCCCAAAUUUGGAGCUUUGGUCAUGAUGAUGAAGAUGAUGAAGAUGAUGAAGAAUUUUGGGUCAAAAAAAGCCCAAAUUGGAUCUUUGGGCCUUCAUGAAGAUGAGGAUGAAGAUGAAGAUGGUCUCCAUGAAGAUGAUGAAGAUGAGGAGGAAUUUUGGGUCAAAAAAGGCCCAAAUUGGGCCCUUGGUUGUGAUGAUGAAGAUGAUGAUGAAGAUGAAGAAUUUUGAGUCAAAAAAAGCCCAAAUUGGAUCUUUGGUCCUCCAUGAAGAUGAG
This is a messenger RNA of Haemorhous mexicanus (house finch), 1403 nucleotides long. Its product is annotated as S-antigen protein-like. The record is from RefSeq and is a predicted model, not a curated record. NCBI's taxonomy places the organism in Eukaryota, Metazoa, Chordata, Aves, Passeriformes, Fringillidae. The transcript is spliced from 5 exons. The coding region runs from base 77 to 871 and encodes 264 amino acids.